AUGUAUAAAGUUUUGUAUAUCAUAUUGCUUUCAACUUAUUUUAUUAAAUAUUUAUUUUGCAAUAUAAUAGAACCUUACGAAUUUAGCAAAAGGGAGUUGCUAAAAAUUUACGAGGAUUUCAACGAAACAUAUUUAGAUUCUGACAAUAAUAUUUUAGACGCAGAAAAUGUAUUUCAUAAUUUAAAAUUACUUUCUGUUUGCAAUAUUCAGAAGAAGAAUUUUGUUACUUUUAUUUCAAAAUUUCUUUGCAAAAAUAUUUUUUUUACGUCUUACAUAAAAAUAAAAAAUGUUGAUAUACUUUACGGGGACUUUGUUCAUUCAAGUUUAUCUAAAUACCUAAAGGAAAUAAAUUUUAUGUGUAAAUACUACAUUUAUGACAAUUCUUACGAAAUAAUAAAAUGUGAUAACAGUACAUACAGGUUAGAGAAUUAUUUUAUAGGGUUCGACAUAGAAAAGAGAAAUGAUAUAGAACAAAGGGAAAGUAGUUAUAAGCACUUUUUGAAAUCAAACAACUUGUUAAGUAAAAAUGUAAGUACUUCUGAAAAAGGUAAAGGAGUAUUAUUACACCAAGGAAACGAAAAUAGAAAUAACGAAAAUGGUAACGCAAACAGUAACAAUUAUAGCAAUGAUGGCAAUAAUAGUAGUAAUGAUACUAAUGGAAAACACACAAAUUAUGGUAACAAUGUUGAUAAAAUCACCAGAAAUAACUAUGUAUGUAAGUUAAAUAUGAACGUUAGUUCUUACUUAUCGUAUGGAGAAAGUGUCAUUCUAAAAAUUUUAAUUGGCCUAUGCAUAAGAUUAGGCUAUAAGAGACAAAUAUUAUUUUCAGAAAAUAUAUUUUCCCUGGGGAAGCUUUUUGAAAAAAACAGUUCUGGAAGCAGUAGUAUCUUUAAUCUUGGAUUUGAUGUUAGUAGUAGCAGAUUUUACAAUUCCAGUGAGAAAUACAGUAUAAGAAGUGAUAACUCUUUUAUUAAUAGAAAUAGAAAAGACUUAAUAAAAACAGGUAUUCCUAGAAUUAAUUUAAAAUUUUUUGCUAAUAAAUCCUAUUUAUUAUGGAGAGGAAUAGAAUUAAAAAAGGAAAACUUUAAUUAUAAAUUAUUGGAGUUGAAAAAUUUACUAGAUCAGACAAACUAUAGGGAAAGGAUAAAGUCAUGUUAUUUGAACGAAUUGUUUACUUAUUAUGAGCAGGACGAAAUAUAUAUAAAAAAAAAAUUCGGUAAUAAAAUAAAAUAUAGAAAUUUUAGGUCAAAAAAUAUGAACAAAUUAGGAGAUUCUUUCUUAAUAGUAAUCUUUGAGUACUUUUGUGAUAAAAAUGUUCUCUCUUUUGAAGAAUGUGUUAGUAAUAUUAAAUCAUCUACCCUUUUGGAUGAAAAGGCAAAAAGUGUUUUGCAUCAUUUUCUAUAUGAAAAUUUUGUAUGUAUUGAACGUUGCACCAUUAAAGAAGAACAAUUACAUAUCUUUAGUAACGAUAUAAUUAUAGAAGAAUUACAAGAAUAUGUUAAUAAAAGUAACUCUUUUACAUUUAAACAUAAAAGUUAUUCAAAAAAAAUAAAAGAUAAAAUUAAAAAAAAUACUGAAAAUAGAGGCAUAUUUCUUCCGCAUGAUGACAAUAUACAAAAAGACUUUUUUGAGAAUACUAUGUUCACAUUUGAAUUUGAAUCCACAAACUCUAUACUAAAAGACGAAUUAGACAAAAUAAAUAUAAACGAUAACUUAGAAAACAGAAUUUGCAACAUUAGUAAAUAUAUAAAAUAUCAUGAAAAGCUUUAUGAAAGGGACUACAGAAAAAAAAGUAACAGAACGUUAAAUGAAUAUAAUAUUUGGAAUAAUCUAUUUCUGGAGCAUUCUAAUCGUAAGAAUAUUAGCGAUUUUAAAAAAUAUGAAUAUGUUGAAGGGGGGAAAAAUAGUAUCGAAUUUUCCUUAACAGACAUACAACAUAAAAUUUCAAAUUUUGGCACUUCACAACACAGCAGCUGCUGCAAUGAUAAUAAUGAUUAUAAAAAAGAAAAUUGCUACGAAAAGUUAGAUUAUCAUCAAAGGGAAAAUUAUUACAAAAACUCGUAUGUUCAUGAAAGCUAUUCUGAAAAAGAAUAUAAUAAUACUUCUAAUGAAUUAGAAGAAUAUGAAAUAAUGGAUGAAAUUAAUUUAUUAACGAAGAAAUACCCUAACCAUUUAGAUACACUCUUUCGUAAUAAUAAAAAUAAAAUUAAGGGAAUAUAUCCGUAUUUAUUUAUAAUGCACAAAGGCGAAAAAGAGAUUAAUAACUUACAAAAUCUAUAUGAAUACAAUACUUUACGAAGUGUGUAUGAAAGUUAUCAUAUGAGCGGAGGUACUAAUGCAAAGAAGGACUAUAAUCCUAAUAAAAAUGAAAUUAUGCGAAAAGAAUUUUUUAAUUUUAUUUAUUACACAAAUAAUAAUUAUAGCUUUACUGUAAAGAACGUUCCUACCAAAUAUAAAAACAUAUUAUUAUUAGAAGAAGAAAAAGAAGAAGAAGAUGAUGAAGAAAUAAAAAUAAAACCUUUUAUUAACAAUGGUACAGAACAAAAUUCAAAUAAUUCUCUAUUACGAAAAAGAAAUUUAAAAUUUUUAUGCACUAAAGACAGUAUAUGGCCAUAUUCAAAAAAGCCUAUAAAAUUUUCCAGCAGUAGUGGUGUUUAUUGUGAAGCUCAAUUUGAAAAUGUGUUAUCAGUUAGAGUGCUUGAGGAAGAGCAGACAUUUGAAUAUUUACUAAGGCAUAUUACUAGUAAAAAAAAAAACAAAAAUACACUGAGGAAUAGUGAGCAGGGGAUAUAUUACUACUAUACAGAGGACGCUUCAAUCAAUGGAGAGAGACAGCAAAGAAAUAGUGAUACUUUCAUAUAUCCUGAAGGUUUGUUGUAUGAAGCUAAGGGCAUUUCGUUGGAUGAAAAUUCUUCUGUAAAGAGUCAAAUUAUAGGAUUCCAUUUUUUUAAUAAUGCAUGUAUAAUAAAAUAUAUAGGACCUGGAAAAAAAUAUCACAUAAAUAACCCUAUCUUAAGCAAUGUUUUACUAAAGUUAGUUUUUGGUUAUUGUAUUAUGCAUGGAUUUACAACCUUAAAAGUUGAAGCAGAAACGUUGGAUUAUGAGACGGGAAUGAAAACAACAAUUUUGGAAAUAUUAUUAAAUGGAAAAACAAAAUAUGAACAAUUAGGAUUAAAACUAACAAAUGUAGCAAUUUUUUCAAAAGAAUUAUAUUAUAUUAUUACUGGAUUUACAUCGAAAAAUGAUCUAACAUUAUCAGGUAUUGUAAAAUUUGAACAUAAUUUAUAUGUAAAUCAUAACAUUGAAAAUUUUUUUUUUCAUUAUAUAAAUAGAGAGGCUAAAAACAUGUUAUAUAAGUUAACUUUCAGUUGUAGUGAAGACUAUUAUCCUUAUAAAAAUUGCUAUGAUAUUUACCCAUUAGUGAGAAAAAAUAACGAUAAUUAUUGUUACUUCGAGAUGAAUAAUAUAUUUAAAGAACUCAAUGAACUUUUUCCUGACGUAUGUACAAUAGGUAGCCGUAUUGGAAAAUGUUAUGAACAAAUUAAAAAAUAUAUUCUCUGCUCAAAUAAUAGUGAAGGUUGUAAGUACUAUAAUUUCAUUAUAGACACCUUCAUAAAACCAAGAAGAAAAACAUCAUUUUUCAUUAAUCAUAACAUGAAUGUUCAAGAAUAUUUAACAAGGAAAUCCUAUACAUAUUACUUAAUAUUGAGCGAGCUAAUAAAAAAUGGAGAAAGUGGAUUGUUGGAAAAAAAAAAUUAUGAUUAUAUGACUCAUGCACAAGCAUAUUUUUUCUUAGCGCAUAUUUUAAAAAAUUCAACUUUUUUUAUUUUUUGGAAUUUUUCUACCGAAUUCUGGAAAAGGUUUCAAUACAUUCAAAAAAAUGAAGAUGGGAAUGCUUUUACUGAUUCGAAAACUCAAACAAUAUUUUGUCCAAUGGCAUAUGCUUAUGAGUUUAUAUAUCAUUUUAACACAUUUUAUAGGAAUGCGUAA
Messenger RNA from Plasmodium malariae, 3990 nucleotides. RefSeq names its product conserved Plasmodium protein, unknown function. NCBI's taxonomy places the organism in Eukaryota, Apicomplexa, Aconoidasida, Haemosporida, Plasmodiidae. The coding region runs from base 1 to 3990 and encodes 1329 amino acids. The transcript has a single exon. The record is from RefSeq and is a predicted model, not a curated record.